This is a messenger RNA of Triplophysa dalaica, 5032 nucleotides long. It is a transcript of the gene ahr1b, whose product is annotated as aryl hydrocarbon receptor 1b. Bases 625 to 3411 code for a protein of 928 amino acids. The transcript has 11 exons. Gene Ontology annotation, molecular function: protein dimerization activity; nuclear receptor activity; transcription cis-regulatory region binding. Gene Ontology annotation, biological process: regulation of transcription by RNA polymerase II. NCBI's taxonomy places the organism in Eukaryota, Metazoa, Chordata, Actinopteri, Cypriniformes, Nemacheilidae. The record is from RefSeq and is a predicted model, not a curated record. Gene Ontology annotation, cellular component: aryl hydrocarbon receptor complex; nucleus.
GCCUCUGAUGCUCUGCGCGCCGUCCCGAGCAAAUCUGUGCCGGUUGCCUGGUCAACCAAACGCGCGCGCGUCUAACCUGAUGUCGGGGGCGCGCAGUUGGGGACUUAGCGGAGCAGUCGGGGCAAAAAACGAGUUGGACACGAAACGGGGACAAAUAAUGACUUUGGAUUUGGCUUAUUUGGCGUAAUCUGAACAUAAUUAGAUUGUAAUUCAUUAUUUUAUCGAUGCGUGAAGUUUAGAAGGAAGUUUAUUUAUACACGACGGCAAAAACGAUGAAGAAAGUGAUGGAAAGGCGAACGCGCACCUGCUGUCAGUUUAUAUGACUGCUGGAAUUGCGAACUUAUAUCACCCUUGAAUUACACUUUUUAAAGAUCUUUAAAGAUUAUAAGACUAUUUCGUGCAGUUUGGCUUACUUUGGUCGUUUUAUUACACAAAGCAAUUGCAACAAGAAUUGGGUUUUUUAUAUAUUGAACUUCGACUUUAGAUAUUAAAACCCAUGCCAUUUACAAGAAUUGUAUUGUUUGCGUAUUCUUUGUAUAAGUAGCUAUUAGAAAAGGGAGUUAGUGUUGGAUCUGUUGUGGACUGAAUUUUGGAUCUGAAGAGGGCUCUGUCCGAGCCUUAAACAUGUAUGCGGGACGCAAACGAAGAAAACCAGUGCAAAGAACGCUGAAACAACCCCCAUCUGAAGGGACCAAGUCAAACCCAUCCAAACGUCACAGAGAUCGUCUGAACUCAGAGCUGGAUCGCUUGGCCAGCCUCCUUCCGUUUCCCGAGGAGGUCACCGGCAGUUUGGACAAACUCUCCAUUCUGCGUCUGAGCGUCAGUUACCUACGUGCUAAGAACUUCUUCUCAGUUGCACUGAAAAACCACAACGGCAAAGAUGAAUCGGCCAACAACAGUAACCACGACAACAACAAGGCCAAAAAAGAAGCAUGGCUGCCCGAGGGAGAGCUCCUACUACAGGCUCUUAAUGGCUUUGUGUUGGUGGUCACCUCUGAAGGAAUCAUAUUCUACUGUUCUCACACCAUCCAGGAUUAUUUAGGCUUUCACCAGACUGAUGUGAUGCAUCAGAAUGUUAUUGAACUCAUCCAUACUGAGGACCAGCAGUCCUUCAGACGUAACCUUCACUGGGCCCUGAACCCUCCGCCGGUCAACACCCAGACCGAGGACAGCUUGCAAGAUGGAGAACCUGCCCCAAGUAUGUCUCUGAUAUGCACCCCUGAAGAACUUCCCCCUGAAAACUCUUCUUUCCUCGAGAGAAUCUUUGUGUGUCGAUUCCGUUGCCUUCUAGACAACUCCUCAGGAUUCCUGGCUCUAAAUCUCCAAGGACGUCUGAAAUUUCUACAUGGACAAAACAGACACAUGGAUGACGGAGGACAGAUGCCCCCCCAGCUCGCCUUGUUCGCCAUAGCAACGCCCCUACAGACUCCCUCCAUAAUGGAGAUCAGAACCAAAAAUAUGAUCUUCAGAACCAAACACAAGCUGGACUUCACCCCAUUGGCCUGUGAUGCAAAGGGUAAAAUCGUUCUUGGCUACACAGAGGCGGAGUUGAGGGUUCGUGGUACUGGGUACCAGUUUAUCCAUGCUGCCGAUAUGCUCUACUGUGCCGAGAACCAUGUCAGAAUGAUCAAAACUGGGGAAAGUGGUCUGACUAUCUUCAGAUUGCUAACAAAGGACAACCGUUGGAAAUGGGUACAAGCUAACGCUAGACUGGUCUACAAGAACGGCAAACCUGACUACAUCAUUGCCACUCAGAGACCUCUUGUGGAAGAAGAGGGUGGCGAGCAUCUAAGAAAGCGAUCCAUGCAUCUUCCCUUUACCUUUGCCACUGGAGAGGCUCUGCUGUACCAAACCAGCUACCCCAUGCCAGGCUUCCCUGACACCCUUCAGGGUAAAGGAAAGAGUAGCAAAACCAAAAAGAGCAAGGGGCACAGAAGUUCGAAGGAUGACGUGGAUCCCAGCUCUCUGCUCGGAGCCAUGAUGAGACAAGACGAGUCUGUUUACGUUUGCCACCCUGGAAUGGAGACCGGAAUGUCUUUCCACAGUAGCCUCCUCAGCGUGCAGGGAAACCCUAGCACUUCUUCUGCAGGAAAUGAUAUUUGGAGUUCAACACAGAAUGGUGUAGUCGACUGCUCCAAACAAGAGCCCUCAAGUUUUGAUCCUCUUCUGGCCACGUUAGACUCUCUGUCCCUGGAGAAUGAAGAGAGCUGCUCCAACACAGAGCUGUUUAACGCCUUGGAAAACCUCGGACUCAACGCAGAGGAUCUAGAGUUACUACUUCUGGAUGAGAGGAUGAUCCAAGUGGACAUGGAACCGGAUUACAUCCCAUCACUUGAUGAUAUUCUCACCAACAAUGAAAUCCUUUCUUACGUCCACGAUUCACUGGAGAAUCGUAUUGAUAACAGGGCAGGUGGUGGCAGUGAUGUUUCAAUACCUGCCCCUGCAGUUGAUUUUCCUAAACCCUCCAAGCCGUGUUCUCCUUCUAUGUCGGCUCCUGAAGUUACUCCCUCCAUGUCCGCUCCGUACACACCUUUCUGGCCACCGAAACUUUCAGCACCCAUAGUUCAGCUCUCACAGCAGAUGCAAAAACACCUCAAUGGACAGUCUGUUUAUCACAAAACCGACAACUGGAUCCCUGCUCCGAUGCCUCUGGUCUCUGAAACUGAAACACCUACGGCCUUUCUUACCCAGGAAAACGCCUUGUUGGGUGUCCACAACGGUCACUGGGUCCCUGAAAACACACAAACCAAUUUAAACAAGUUGUCUACACUUGACUGCAAAAUAACAGGACAAAACCUAUUUCACUAUAAACAGAAGACUGUUGAGGGUGGACAUGCGUCCACAAACAGGAUCUACGGUGACCCCCAAUGUCACAGAUACAACUACACAGACCAAGUGGACCUUAGCACAAACAGACCUAGUUUUCCCAAUGGCCAGACCCAACAUAUAAACAACGCAAUGGGAAAUCAUAUGGCCUACGAUAUGGCCAAUGGAUCAGGGGUGGAGUUUAUCCUAAACAGCAAUUCAGAUGGAGACAUCGGGCAGUUUCAGGGAGUCAUGGAGUCUUCUUCGGCCUAUCAGAGGGAUUGUAAUAAAGAGCAGCAGCCAAAGAUCCCAAAUACAUAUUACACCUCCUUUACCAAACAGAACUCCUCGCUGGAGCAUAUUCUGGGAUUAACCGCACCUCAAAACGUUCCUUCUUUGACAAAUUACGGACCUAUUCUGACUCAUGGGACCACUCACAGUAAGGUGGAGACCAGCUUCAUACUCAACUCCACUGGUGUAGCAUACACAGAAAGCUGUCUGAUUCCCAACGGCAACGCAACGGCCACAUCCGACACCGGUCCGUGCUCACUUUCUGAGCCCCUCCCACCUACACCGGACCCUCAGACCGCUGGUUCCUACCUAUGAUCCGUCCGAACAGAUGCUGUCCAUCACGAUAAACCUGUGCGACAAAAAAGAAAAGUACAGAUACAAUCAUUUUAGUUUUAUUUCUUCAAUCAUAUUUAUGUUCAAUAAGCCAGAUCCAUCACUGAAAUAUCAAACCAGAUAAAACUCACCCAAGAUAAUGGGACAGCACUCGAUGGCUAUGUUUGGAUUAUUUUAUUAAUGUUAUAGAUUACUGAUGCUUUGUAAGAGUAGCAAAGUGUCUCGGGUUGACAAAUGCAGUUAAACAUGAUUCAAGAUGGUCAUUCUUUAAGAAGUGUAUGUUUGUGCGCAUGUGCGUAAUGUUGAUCACCAUUUAUCGACUUAUUCAAAAAACCAUAAGAAGAACUAUUUUUGUGUGUAAAGCGUUUGUGAAACCAACGCAAAACAUGCAUUGCAAGAAUUUUUGUAAGAACAAAACAGUAUAAGAAAAACUUAAAUUGUUCUGCUCUUGUUUGAUGAAUGAGACUCAUUGUCUGUACUUCACGUCAUGAGCGUGUGCAGUAUAUAACACUUAUGAAACGGAUUGUUCCGAACCGCAGUAAAUAAAACCGAUGUGUAUAUUUAUUCAUGAAACGAGAGUUAUGUUUAUUUGACAUCAUAAAUGACGAUUUAAGGAAAAAUGAUAAGAAUAUAACAGAGCAGAAAAUAUUACUUUUGCUUUAAUCCUAAACAGACUGUAUGUUCUCACCAGUAUUCAAACCCAUGACCUUGCUUGCGCUACACAGUACCGGUCGAGCUAUUCGAUCUAUUACAUUUUAUGAGGUUGGCUCAUUAAACUAAACGAUUAUGUGUGAUUCCCAAACCAACCCAGUUUCAGGUCAAAGUAAUUCAUUCAAUUUAACCAAUUUGUCGUUGAUUUUAAGAGUAUAUUUAUUUGGCCCGUUAAUUUGUCUCAAUGCGAGUAAAAAUCACAAUGUGUAAAAAUGGUAAGAUUCAUACCUGAAUGAUUUACCUGAAGGUUUUUACCCAACGUACCAGCAAUGCAUUUCAAAACCUAGUUGAAAAGCAGGUUUUGUUCUGAAUGUGUUGAGUGAAUUGUGAAGCAGUUGAAAAAAGAUAAAAAAACAUUUCAUCGGGUUGCUGCAAGGUGUUUUCUUAAUAAUAUUGUUCUUUGUUAUAGUAUUGUGAGGUCACAGAGAUAUUAAUUUCAAAAUCUGCCUCUGUUUUUUGUUUUUCAUAAAUAUACUGUAUUUAUAGACAUUUCUAUAAAAUGUACUGUAACAACCGCACACGUUGUAACUCUGGAAACUGUCUCUUGAAAAUGUCUUUAACACGUACAUGACAAAACUAUAUUACCAUAUUUACAUUUACUUAAAAAAAAUGUUUACGUACCAGUUUGUAAAUAGUGAAAGCUGUUUAUUUCAUAUUGUGGUGAGCACUAUUUUAAAGAGCACUGUGACCUAACCAGGUUUUACUUUAUGUCUGGCACUGGAGACAAGAGGGGUGUUUGGAGUAUUUCGGGGGUUUUGUGUCCUGUAUGUAUGUUGUUUUUUUAAAGCAAAUCACAUUUGGAUUUAUUUCAAUAUUCUAACAUACACUGAAAGUAGUGGAGAGGGCCGUUCUGUCCUCAUUGAAAUGUACAAUUUGAUCCUUUCAUUAAAGA